CUAUGACAGGCUAACAUGUCGAAAUAACGUUUCUUGUAGGAACAUGUGCGACCGGUUUUCCGUUGAAGCAGGAAGACGACAAGGAACUAGCCUGCAGUCAGGACGGGCGGAAAUGACUAAAGGUACUAACUGAGGUAUUCACCAUGUACUAAUGAAAGAAGUGGAUAAUCUACAGCCGUCACUGCCGCAGGAGUCGGGUUAACCACAGCAAGUGUUGAGGGGGGAACCAAAGGAGACGAGCAAUAAGCUACUGAAGAUAGUUUUCAUCCCAAUAAUAUAAAGAGGUGGUUCGAUUCCAGCGAUUUGACAAGAUGAAGAUUCCAAUGGAGUUACUGAUGAGCCAGCUUGGAAACCCGGGACGGUACCAAGUUUGCGUGUUUCUUCUCCUGGCUUUUAACUACAUACCUGUAACUUUCAAUCACCUGGUAAUGGCGUUCUUUGGUUCUACUCCUGUGUACUUUUGCACCAGCCCCGAUCUCCAGCCUCCUCCAGCUCCCUCAGGGCUUUUCUCGUUGGUAACCACACACGCAUACAGAGCAGGUAACCUGACCAUCGUUGGUGUGGACUUCGGAAAAUGUGCCAGUACCUACCAUCUCCAAAACGGAGGUAAUAUGUCGGUUGGCUGUGCGGCAAAGGAGGCGAGUAAGUGGACGUAUGUGAAGGAACAGCAGGAGUCUACCAUCGUGACAGAGUGGGACCUGGUGUGUGACUCCUCCUUCCUGGCUAAGGUUGCCACGACAGUGUAUUUCUCCGGUGUAAUGGUGGGAGGACUGGUGUUUGGUAUCCUCGCUGAUAAACUCGGCCGGAAACCAGUGAUGCUUUUAACCCUCUAUGUCCCCAUCCUUAUUGGUGUCGGCAUUUCAUUCUCCAACAGCUACAUUCUCUUCAUUGUUCUCAGGUUCUUACAGGGAGUAUUCAUGCAGGGUCUACAAACGUCAACCUAUGUCCUGGCUAUGGAACUCUUCCUGCCUCAGUACCGAGGAGUGGCGGGGGCUGUGCUGGAGUGUUACUGGGGUGUUAGCGUGGUGACGUUAGCUGGUGUAGCCUACCUGCUACAGUCCUGGAGAUACAUACAGCUGGCUAUAUCCCUGCCCAGCCUCUUGGCCCUUCCCUACUUCUGGUUGAUUCCUGAAUCACCCCGUUGGUUACUGACCAGACACAGGUUCAAUGACGCAGAGAAGUGGAUCAGUAAAAUGGCCCGGUUCAACAAACUGGAAUACCCAACCCAGCUGAUGGAAGAUAUAAGGCUCCAUCUGGACAAAAGUGAUGCUCUGUCUGUACGCCAGUACACAUUCAUGGACCUGGUGGCCACGCCCAGAAUCAGAGCACGAAGCCUUAUACUCUUCUACCUCUGGUUUGCUGUUGCCGUUGGUUACUAUGGCCUGUCCCUAAGUGUGACAAGUCUCCCUGGCAACAAGUAUUUCAACUUUGCCACUAGUGGAUCAGUGGAGUUGGUGGCCUUCAUCUUGGUAGUCAUCAUCAUUAAACGAUUUGGAAGGAGGAAGUGCCUGUUGUUUUUCUUCAUGAUAGGAGCUUCCGCCUGUAUUACUGCUGGAGUCAUAUCGUUUUACAGUGAGCAAGGUUCCAAGAUGUCACAGUUAUCGACAGGCUUUGCCAUAUUUGGGAAGUUUGGUAUGGGAGGUGUGUUUAGUCUCACUUUCCUGUACACUUCAGAGUUGUACCCCACUGUCAUAAGGAACAUCGGGAUGGGGAGCUGUGCGUUCUGGGCACGAUUUGGGGGAGUGGUGGCACCACUUGUACUGAUGCUGGGGGAUGUUACCCAUAAAUCCAUAUCUGUUGUCGUGUUUGGCUGCAUCGCUCUGAUUGGUGGAUUCGUCACGCUCCUCCUCCCGGAAACUCUUGGCCAAAAACUUCCGGACACUAUCGAGGACACCGAGAGUCUUCGUAGUUACACACUGGACCAAUACGAAGAGGAUGCUGGGAAACAAAAGCUGACCCUCGGGGACGAGGAAGCUAUCUGCAUGACCAACAACUAGAGAAACAGCAGGGACAGGACACACUGUAGUUCACCACCAAGUUUAGUGCAAGCUAUCAUACAUCUGUUUUAAUGAUAAGCUUCUUAUGGAAUAAUGGAUUACUUAUACACAGGAAGUUGAUCUUGAAUAUUAGCUUUUAAACAUUUUAAUUUUUAUUUGAUAAGGAACAUAUAUAUAUAUGUGUUUGAGAUUUAUUGUUUUCUUUUUAUCAACUUAUAUAUCCUACAUGUUCAGGGAUUAUCAGUUGUACAAGUUUGAAAUAAGUAUUUUUGGUUUGUUUGUUUGUUUGUGUUUUAAAUCCUUUUAAUAGCUAUGGUCAUUUAAGGACAAGCCAGAUUUUUGGUGGUUUAGAAAAAAAUUUGACCAGCGGCUAGUACCUAGUGACUGCCCCAUGUAGGCCUCCAACCGACAACUCUGUUGUGGAGGGCUAGUGAUCUUUGUAAGGUCAGAUGCCUUAACCACUCGGCUAAUGCAGCUUCCUUUUGAAAUCACUAUGAUUCAGCAAUAGAGGUAGAACCCUGUUUGGAUAAGCUAACAGAUAAUACUGCAUUUGUACUGAAGAAAUUAACUUUACUUUUAGAACAAGGUAUCUCAGUUAAUUUCCAAAUAAAUAGAAUCUUUCGUUUGAUCAAAAGGUUUGUCUUAAGCGGAAUUUAUUGCUGUCACUUUUUUUCUGUGUUUUGAACUAUUUGCAAUGGGUUUUUUUUACAAAUUUUUUUAAAAUAUAUUUAACGAGAACAGUGCAUACUUACCUCCCUUGCUGUGUUCAUUCUCCAUAGGAACAAUGCUUUUGUCAUUUUUUUUUUGUUUUUUUUACUUUCGUGCUUCAUUAUAUUUUUCCUUUGGAUUUAAUUAUCAUUUUUUUGGGAAUAAGGUAUUUACCUUAAAAAUGAUGGAAGUUUUUAAUUUUUGUAAAUGACCAUUUACAAAGUUUAGUGAGGUCUACCUUACAUUAUCUGAAGCGUUUUUCGGUAUGAUUGUCCCAUUUUUUAGUCCCUGAACAUUAUUCCUACAUAUUUUGUAUAUUGUUGUCCAUGUAUAACAUGUCUACGCUGUUCUGGGGAAGGUUGUACUACUGUUAUGUUCUCAUACACAUACUAUGACACCCAACUUUCUUGAAUUAACCGUACAACAGCCAUUCCUUGGUUAAUAGCAGCCAAAAUUUGGUGAAAUCAUGCUUGAACAUGUAUACAACCAAUUUGAGCUAAUACCAUAUUUGAGCAUGCUGCCAUUUUAUAAUUAUACCGUAUUUGGUUGAUUUGCCCUAUUCUUGUAUGAUGUUGGGUUGUCCAUUUGCCGUAACAGUGGUACUACCUUCUUUUAAAAAAACAAAAUUUUAAAAAACCAAAAUAGAAAGAAGUAGCCAGUUUGUGUGCAAUGCAGUAAUAAACCAAACUAAAAGAAGAUGUGCUUUACAGAGCUGCUAAUGAGCAUCAAUGCAAUUACUUUUCUUGAAAAAAGUUAUUUAGCUGAUCUAGCUAGCCAGGAUUGAAAUCUAGUGAUCAUGCAAAUAGCUCGGUUAAUAGAGUAUCUGCCCAAUUUGCUCCAGACUGAAUCCCUUUCAAGUUGUAUUUUCCUCAACCAGUUUUGAUUUUAUCCCCUUUUGUAUACUUCACUUGAUUAGAAAAAAUAUUUCGUUUUUGUCAUUAGCUUUUUUCCCUAGAAACAAAAUGCUUGGAAUAUUCCUAAAUAUUGAUUGUCUGUUGCCCCUCCCCACAAAAAAAAAUCUGUUGAUAUUUAAAAAAGAAAGAAGAAAAAUUGUACAAAAUCUUGCUUAUUGAUGCUUGUGACGUGCACUUUGUAAAGUUGCAUUAGUCAUAACUAUACGGUAAGAUUAAUUUGUAUUCAAAAGAUUAGGUGCAUUUGCUCUAGUCCAUCUUAUACAUGCAUUAGGAACACACAAUCAGUUAUAAUAAGUUAUCAUAUACGAAAAAUAACUGUUAUCACUUUCAAAGAAAAUAUAUGUACUCUCCGCAAUAACAUUUAACUUUCAAUUGAAUAUGCAGUCACAAAAAUGUAAAUUUCAAGAUUAAGUUAUUAUAUAGGAAAAGAAAUUAAAUCACAUUCAAAGUAAAUAUAUUUAUCCGGUAUGUAAUCUGAAUUAAUGAAAACUAUCAGUUAAAUAUGUUGUAAUGAACGUGCAAAUUUCAAGACUGAUGUUUCCAAGAAUUGUAUUUUGACCCUGCAUCCCCCUGACAACAAUAUCUGUAAAAAAUAAAUAGAAAAUUGCACAUUUCAUCUUAUUUAAGAAGACAACAUUCUUAAUUGAUGAUGGUCAAUAUAUUUUCGAGACAAGAUAAGUGGAUUAAACUAAUUUGAAAAACAUUAAAACUUAACUUCCACUAUAUUUGUGAAUUGGAUAUUGGAAUGACAUAGCCACCAUCACCUUACACACACAUACUUCUGACAAGCAUACAGUACAUACCGAUGUGGCAGAUUUUAGUUGUACAUAGGAUUACGAUUGCCUUCUAGCUUCGCGCUAUAGGGAAUUUCCCUUAAGCUCAGUGGUAGAACGUCCAUCAGGAAGACGGGGAUCGCGGGUUCGGUCCCCGGUGGAAGCAUACUACUCACCUCCCUGUUACAUCGAAAUAUGAGCAUACAGCACCUUUUCUGUUGAUUAUGAUUUGAAUCUUACUGCUAAGUGCAAUUAACAUCUCUUGCACUUAAAAAACCCAAAAAAACUCAUCACACCAUUGCUGGAUGUGAUUUUAAUUAAUGACUGUUAUUUUCAUUCAUUUUUUGAAAACAAUCUGUCAUUAAUUCAUAAAACAAAUUAAUAUGUUUGAUAUUAGUUUUAUUCCCACUGUCCAUUACUUUCUCUGGAACAUGUGUGGAAUUGUUUGUAUAACCUCUGACCUCUAUAGUAAUUGGCUCCUUGGCAGUGUGGUAUAUUGGAUUGUGGUUGUGACCAAAGGUUGAAUACAGUUCUAAAGUAAUCACGGAAUUCAACCGUAGAGAAUCUUAGCAGAAUGUUCAUAGGUAAUUAUUUAUAAGAACACAUUGUGAAAAUGUGAAUCAAAACGAAAUUUUUUGCUGUCAAUUUUAAAGAUUUAUUAUUAUUUAAAAUUUUAAUUUGAUAAAAGUUCUACUUUAUUAGUAGCACCAUGCAAUAAAUGAAUUUCUAUCAAAUCUAUGAUGUUUUAAAGAUAUUAAGGUCAUAGUUAUUUUAUCUACGUUAAUCUAAAACAAUAUUUGAAAUAUAACUAACAUAUAUAUAUGGACAUAGAUUUUAAACAUAUAUAGGCCAUAUUUGAACCGCAGGAACACUUCUGGUGCCUUGACAAUGCAUCUGAACUACGGGUAUCAGAACACUUAUGACGCAUUGACCACACAUUUGAACUAUCAGAAACUUUAUGACGCAUUUACCAUACUUUUGAACUAUAAGAACACUUAUGACAUAUCAACCAUACAAUUGAAUGGUUAGAAAACUUAUGACGCCUUGAUCACAUAUUUGAACUGUAUGAACACUUGUGACACACUGACGACUCAUUUGAACUGUAAGAACACUUAUGACACAUUGACCGCAAAUUUGAACUGUAUGAACACUUAGGACACACUGACGAC
Molecule: messenger RNA, 5561 nt
Organism: Mizuhopecten yessoensis (Yesso scallop)
Lineage: Eukaryota; Metazoa; Mollusca; Bivalvia; Pectinida; Pectinidae
Product: organic cation transporter protein-like
Exons: 10
Coding region: 312-1997 (561 amino acids)
Biological process (GO): transmembrane transport
Cellular component (GO): membrane
Molecular function (GO): transmembrane transporter activity
Source: RefSeq, a predicted model, not a curated record